AUGCGUGAACAACAAUCAGCAACAAUUUCAUCAUCUUUCCACGCCAAUGCAAUCAUUUGGAAAGAAAAACAAAAAAUUAGAAAAAGCAUUUCUGAUAAAUCCCGAACCAAAUUUUGCAAUCGUCAUCUCAAGAGAAGAGAAAUAGUCUUGUCUCUUGAUCAACUCGGAAUUUUAAAUUAUUAUUUGGAUAUGCAAUGUAAUUCCUUUAAAACUGUAUUGGAAACUGUAACGACAAUUAGAAGCCUAUUAGUGAGAGAGGAUAACCGACCGGCCAAUAUUCGAAAGGUCAUUGAAGCCGGUAGUACAAAAAUGUUGGUAAACUUUCUUGAUCAUGAGAAUAUUACAAAAUAUUACACUAUUGAAAAUGGGAAUAAUCAAUCUGAAAAUCCAAUUACAAAAGUGCAGGUUGACAAAUUGAUUUUUGAAUCAGUAUUGUCAUUGACAAAUAUUGCUAGUGGAUCACCAUAUGAUACAGCACAUGUUGUAGAGCUGGGAUGUGUUCCUACAUUUAUCAAUCUACUGAAAAACUCGACAGAUUGUAACGUGAGAGAACAAGCCAUUUGGGCUUUGGGAAAUAUUUGUGGAGAUUCUAUCAGGUUCAGAGAUUUCGUCCUGGAGUGGGAUGUAUUAACGCCUUUAUUAGAUCUUUUAAAUGAAACAUUUCUCGUAAAUUUACUAAGAACGGGUUCAUGGUGCUUAGUAAAUUUGAUGAGAGGAAUACCAUAUGUAUCUAUCAAAUAUGUCAAAAUGGUUCUGCCAGUUCUCUCCAAAUUAAUUAAUACUUCUGAUGAGGAUGUUGUCAAUAAUGUUUGUUGGGCACUUAUUCAAAUAGCAAUAAGUGAUGAUCAUAUCGAAAUACUUAUUCAAGCUUAUGGUAAUAUUAUCGAAAAAGUUAUUUUGCUGCUUUCCUCUGAAUGUACAAGUAUACAAGUUGGUUGUCUUCAAUUAGUUGGAUAUAUAGUUACAAGAAAUAAUUCUCAUACAGACCACAUGUUGAAUAUUCGAUUAUUAUCUGCAUUAUCAUCCUUCAUUUUAAAUGAGAAUGCUUUUCUAAAGAAAGAAGCAAUUUUUAUCGUUUCAAAUAUUACUGCUGGAACCAUUGAUCAUAUUAGAGCGGCUGUUGAGUCUGGAAUUAUUGAAUUAGUGAUUGAAGCUGUCAAACAAAAUACCGAAUUAAUAGUGAAAGAGGAACCUUACUAUGUUAUCUACAAUUUAUGUACUACGGCAACGGACGAUAUUAUUGAUUAUUUAAUUAAGAUUGGAGUUGUACCAAUACUUCAUCAAGGAUUGUCAUUAGUAGCUGUUAACCAAAUUUGUUUGAGUACUCUUUUGAGUCUAUUGAAAAACAAUAAUUUCAGAGAGGAAAUGAAUAAGUGUGGAAUAAGGGAUACUCUCGAAGAAAUGAUGCAUUCUGACCAAGAUACUGCCUUAUGUGAAAUUAUUCAACAAAUAUUGGUUAUGAUGAACGAAGAGAAUAGUGAAAAGGAAAAAUCAUAA
This is a messenger RNA of Naegleria gruberi, 1497 nucleotides long. RefSeq lists its product as uncharacterized. The transcript has 3 exons. Gene Ontology annotation, biological process: NLS-bearing protein import into nucleus. Gene Ontology annotation, cellular component: cytoplasm; nucleus. The record is from RefSeq and is a predicted model, not a curated record. NCBI's taxonomy places the organism in Eukaryota, Heterolobosea, Eutetramitea, Acrasida, Naegleriidae. The coding region runs from base 1 to 1497 and encodes 498 amino acids. Gene Ontology annotation, molecular function: nuclear import signal receptor activity; protein binding.